UCUUGUUCAGCACCCAAAGUCGAAGGAUAGCUCUGGCCUUUCAAUGGAAGAAAGUGCUAGAUUUGUCAGUGUUGUAUAAUAUAACCAAUUCUCAGUGUCCAUAUUUGUUUGGGAACGAUCGGAAUUGUCUACAUUUACUGUGAGGGACACAACUGGCGUCAAACAUGCGUAAAAAUCAACGCUAUCCAAGCAGGGAACCACCGAGAAAGGAAUUAUCGCCGCUCAUCUGAGGCCAAUCUCCAUUAUUUUUGUCAAAUAAGGAAACAUAACACAGCUAGCCAGCUAACGUUAGCUCCGCAGAUAGCUAGGCGAGUCUUCACACACACACAAAACAGAAUUUUUUUUUAGCAGAUAAUCAAGAUUGGAUCUCCACUCGCACAGCAGCAGGAAAACCUAUAGGCAGCAAUGGGUGCAUUCCUGGACAAGCCGAAGACGGAGAAACAUAGUGCCCAUGGUGAGGGCAAUGGGCUGCGUUAUGGCCUAAGCUCCAUGCAGGGCUGGAGGGUGGAAAUGGAGGAUGCCCACACAGCUGUGGUGGGCCUUCCCCAUGGACUCACUGACUGGUCCUUCUUUGCUGUCUAUGAUGGUCACGCUGGCUCCCGGGUGGCCAACUACUGUUCCGGCCACCUGCUGGAGCACAUCUUGUCAGGAGGGGCUGAAUUUGGUUCAGGACCCGGCUCCGUGGAAGGCGUGAAGGAUGGCAUCCGCUCUGGCUUCCUGAACAUUGACGAGUAUAUGCGCAGCUUCUCUGACCUGCGGCAAGGCCUGGACCGCAGCGGAUCAACAGCCGUGUGCGUGCUGCUCAGCCCGACCCACCUCUACUUCAUUAACUGCGGCGACUCGCGGGCUGUGCUGAGUCGAGACAGCAAGGUGGGCUUCUCCACCCAAGACCACAAGCCCUGCAACCCACGUGAAAAGGAGCGCAUCCAGAAUGCUGGCGGCUCAGUCAUGAUCCAGAGGGUAAAUGGCUCCCUUGCUGUGUCCCGGGCCCUGGGGGACUACGACUACAAAUGUGUGGAUGGUAAGGGCCCUACGGAGCAGCUGGUGAGCCCUGAGCCUGAGGUGUGUGUGUUGGAGCGGGUGUCCGAAGGAGACGAAUUUAUAGUGCUGGCGUGCGAUGGAAUCUGGGAUGUCAUGUCCAACGAGGAGCUGUGUGAGUUUGUCCGCUCACGGCUGCUGGUGUGUGACGACCUUGAGAAGGUCUGUAACUCGGUGGUGGACACCUGCCUGCACAAGGGGAGCAGGGACAAUAUGAGUGUGGUGCUGGUGUGUUUCUCCGCAGCUCCAAAGAUCUCAGAGGAGGCUGUGAAGAAGGAAGAGGAAUUGGAUAAAUACCUGGAAACUCGUGUUGAGGAGCUUAUGGGGAACUGUGGGGAUGCAGGAGUCCCUGACCUGGUAUCUGUCCUAAGGAGCAUUGCUACAGAGAACAUCCCCAACCUUCCCCCUGGUGGAGGCCUGGCCAGCAAGCGGAGUGUGAUCGAGGCGGUGUACAACAGGCUGAACCCUCACAGAGAAGAAGAAGGGGCCUGUGCGGGGGGAGAGGAGGAGGAGGAGAGUGAGGAGGGAGGUGGCAGCACGGCAGCUCAUCUGCUGGAGGCUCUUCGGCAGUUCCGCCUGCACCACCGGGGGCAGUACCGCACGGUGCUGGAGGAGUCCCUGGCUGCCUACCAUCUGCGGGGGGAGAGCGCUGGGGAGAGAAGGAGGACGACCGACGACUGUGACAGCCAGGACGAACCUGCCUCCCCUCCCUCUCCCCCUUCGCCCCCGCCCUCACCCGCCAUUGCAGAGCCGGAGGCCAGCCAAGAUGAGCCUAUCCCAAAGUCUGAUCCCUCCUCUGACUGAGCAUCUGCCCGUAUACCCAUUCACCCUCUCAUCCAUCCUACCCCAGAGCUCUAGUGAGAUGCGCUAUGACCUCUCCUCCUCUGUCCUUCAUCACAGAACUUGAAUGGUCACAUGGGCUAUGUCCAACUCUGUACUCAAUAAUUCACUUGGAACAAAACAAAACAAAAAAAAAAAUAGUGUCCUUCUGUCCAUUCAAGUUCUGUUUCUGAGACACUUGUAUACCUUAGAUGUAAUGAGGACUCUUUGAUUUCCCUUUUUGUUUCUCCUCACCACUUUGGCUUGGAUUCCCAAACUUCAACUUGACCACAUAGACUGUUUACCACUAAAAAAAGAAAAAAAAGAAAAAAAAAAUACAUAUAUUAUUACAUGCAAAAGCGACUAGUGAAGCCAAAGUGAACUUUGCACUCUAUGGCCUACAUUUAUCACUAUUUGCUUCUGGCUGACCCCACCCUCAACCCCACCCUCAAGCCUCAUCCUCACAGCUUCUUACAGUGGAGGAACUGACAAAGAAAAAAAAGAGGAGACAAUCUGAACUACAGCUGUGCAACACACUGCACUGUCUCCAGGCCUACUCCAUCUACAGACUCAGAACACACUCUCUUCUUGUGUUUAUGUAUGUGUGUUUAUGCGUGCGUGUCUGCAUGAGUUUGACUGACCCAGCAAGAGCCCAGUCAUCACUACUGAAAUUUGUGUUUCUGAUAAGUUGUAAUACGUGACAGUUAACCCAUCUCUCAGCAUGCUUAGCAAUGGUAGGUUGUUCAAACCAAUCUUCCACAUUAUUUCAUCUUAAAACACUGCCUCAUAAGGACCCGUAGAGAUUAAAAUUGCUUUCUGGUUGAUACUUUUAUUGGGUAAGGGUGGAAGGUUUUCCAGAGGAUGUUGAGACGCAGCCUCUUUGAACACCAGAAAGCAAAAUUAGUAAAUGGAUAAAAUUACCAGACCUUCUUGAUGCCACGCGUUCAGUGAUGUUUUUCGCAACUAGACAUAGCUACAGUAGUUUGAAAGGCUAAGCACUACACUACAUGUGACCUACCUUUGUGCUAACAACUGUUUGAGUUGAAAUACUAUCGAAGGCAUGUUCACAGCUUAGCACUAGCAUUUCAAACUGGAAACGGGAGCCUUACUAAGAAAAUGUUAGCAUUAGAUAGCCUAACCUAUUGAAUGCUAACUGUAGACUGUAUCUAAAAGAUGGAUGUAGUUUAGGCUCUGGAGAGUGAAGAAUGCAGAAGUGCCUUAAACCUGCAUUUCUUCUAAUAGCCAGCAGGUGGGUGGCGACUCUGUUUUCAAAAAGAUGUCCUGUUGUAUAGAUGGGGGGAAAAAAAGACACUUUUUGCUCAUUGCCGUACGACUCAGUGAAGACGCUCUGUGGUUUAAAGUCUUAUAUAAUACAACAUGAUUUUCAUUUUGUAAAUUAUGGUCCCCGUUAGGGUAAAAAUGCCUUAGGGCAGGCCUACCUUCUCCCCAGCUCACAGUCAGAUUAACUUCUCACUUGUUUAAAAACAUCACCAACAGCAAAAACUCUAAGCUUGAGACUUCACAAUAGGACUUCACUAACCUGUGGGUGAGGUCACGGCGGCUACAGCUAUCUUUUAUAUGCCGUCUAUGCUGCACACCUGUUGUUAGCAAUCUUACCAAAGCACAGCUGAAUCUAAAAGCUGCUAUUCUGGCAAAGUGCAUAGAUUGCUGAAAGUCAAACUGUUAAAAAAAAAGAAGCUUAUUACUGCUGAUGAGAUUAAACAAUUUACUUUAGGGUAACAGUACGGUCCCUCCUCUUGGAAUUCCCCCGCUUUAAUUAGUUCUGUCAGUCUAAAGGUAGCACUUCAUGUGGGGUGGCGACCGCAAGUGUUUCUGCCUUCUUUCGAUUUGACCAAAAUGUUGGACUGACAGCUCCGUAUUACCUUACAAAAUGACACACAUCUAAAUGCUGGGUUUAGCAUGUGAACAAUGAAUUACACUUAGACUGCAGUUCAUAUGUUUUAUGUGAGAUGGGUUUUUUUUCUCUGUUGUCUGUAAUCAGUUCACAGUAUCAAUAAUCGAGGCUUUCCUGAAGUCCCCUGUAGCUUCUGUUGAAAACCCACAUGCAGCAUAUUGUAUUCCUCACAGUUUGCACCGUUGCCUGUUCAAAACGACUCAAUCGCAAACACUUACCUCGGUGUAAAAGUUUAAUUGAAGCUGACCUCUUGACCUACAGGGUUUGUUUCUUAUUCAGGUAGAGGGAGGUUACUGUGAGUCUGUACAUGCCCUGUAUUCUGGUAAUGCAUGCACUUACCUUUUCAGUAUCUAAAACACUUAACUAUCAAAGGGGAGGUGACGCUAAACAGUGUGCGUAUGGUUGCGUGCUUGUGUGUGUGUGUGUGUUAUAUUUCUAUGAUUUCUAUGUGGUUGUGUGGAACAGAUAAAUUCUGCAAAUGAAUAAAUAAAAAGGAUUCGAGGUGUAACACAAUGAUUUGUGUCAAGUGUGUCUUUCACUGUAAACUAACUGUAUAGCUUUAUUUCUUGGGUUUUAAUUAAUCAAUUAAAUUUUUUUUUUGAGGGCCCUGUACCAAAUCAGUCACAGUUGCAGUUUACGGGUAGUCAUAAGGGGUACAAAAACCCAUUCAAAAGUGAUUGUGUUUCAUGAUUAAUCAUCACAAUCCCAAGGCAACAUGGUGGCAUUUGUUACAAGACCGUUCCCUGACACUUUCAGUAGACAUUUCCAGUAUCAUUUACUCCAUUUAAUGUGUUGUGUGUGUGUCUGUGUAGGCUGUGAAGUAUUUGGAAACAGCUAAAGCUUCCUCGCUCUCCUCUGUCAGCUGUUAGCGCAAGCCUUGACCUCGUCUCGGCCGCUUGAAGAUGUUGUAAAGUGCCGUCGCCUUUAAAACAAAAGCAGCUCUCAGGUUUGAAAAGUCAAACUGAGCGAGGAGCGAGAGGAAGCCGUGUAGACGAUAGGGACUCCAUUCUCUCCAUUCCUCCCCUGUUUUUCAGUCUGACAGCUGGCCUUGUGAUUCUCCGCAAGAGUGCUGGUGACCUGGAUGACCCCUGGUAGCUGCGACAAGAACACCCCCACCCCCCCCCCCCACCCCCUCCUGGUGAUCCACGCAUCCACUCGGGGAGGAGGAAUGUCUCUCCAUUGCGCCAUGUCUUUCUCUACUAAAAGAGGGCAUGUGGUGUGUGCUGGAGUGCGUGAGUGUGCGUAUGUUGGUUGUGCGUGUGUGUUUGUGUGCGUGUGCGCGCGUUUGCAGCAGUGGGAUGACGACGACGACGAAGACAACUACACACACGCAUACUGCUUUAAACUUGGAGGAAAAACCAGAAUCACUUCUCUGAAAAAAGAUUUUAUGAACUGAAGCAUUGUGAUGGUAGAGAUGAUUUUUACCAUUGAGGUGUUUUUUUUUGGUUUCUUUUUUUUUGUUGUUGUUGUUUUUUUCCCCCCAUUUUCUUUUCUUGAAUGUUGAUGCCUGACCUUACAAUGACAUGAGGACCUAUUAUGUGUGUGUGUUAGUGUGUAUGCGAGAGAGUUUGUGUGUGAGAGUGUUUCGAGGAGGGCCAAGAGGAGACAAAUGGUGGAUAAAGACUUUGUAUGUAAUUCUUCUUCUCCUGGACAUUUUUUUUUUUUUUUUUUUUUUUUGUGCUCCUGGGUCUGAUUAAUGCCUAACACCCUUGCUUCUUCCCUCUUAAAAGACACACACACACACACUCUCUCUCUAACUCACACAGACACACAAAUCAAUAACCACCCCCACCCCCACUUCCACCUGUGCACGUAUGUGAUGUGCCACCUUUGCAGGGCACUGCAUGAGGACUUUGGUUCUACAUGUACAGCUACGUGGUUUUUCUAAUCAACCAGAAUGGACGGCCAUUGGACUAAACUCGGAGGGACCUCUGGACACUGAUAGGCUUCUGAGGUUUAAAACACAAAGAUGACUUGGAUUUUAUUUUUGUUCACGCUGUUAGGAUGAUGAUGAUCAUCAUGAUAGGGAAAUGGCAGGUUUUCACUGAAGAGCUGAGGGCAAGUUGGACUCAUGGCUUCGUGGUUGUUGGGUUUGAUUGGGGGGUAGGUGGGUGGGGUUCAGUAUGCUCCCUGGUCUGCCUUCCCACCAUCGCAGUUGGAGGUGCACAUGAUGACAGACUGUCCUUGCAGAAGAGUUUUUUUUUUUUUUUUUUUGUUUUGUUUUUUUUUGAUGUUGUCCAUGAGGUUACUAGCUGCUCGCUGUGUAGAGUGAGUGAACUCCCUGUUUUAACCCUGUUCCUGGUUCUCAGACUGCAUUGGUAAUGUUUGUAUUGCUGUUGUUUGAUUGCACUCACAUUUGAUUACAGAAAGCGUCUAUAUAUGAAAUAAAAUAC
Molecule: messenger RNA, 6165 nt
Organism: Archocentrus centrarchus (flier cichlid)
Lineage: Eukaryota; Metazoa; Chordata; Actinopteri; Cichliformes; Cichlidae
Gene: ppm1bb
Product: protein phosphatase, Mg2+/Mn2+ dependent, 1Bb
Exons: 7
Coding region: 406-1842 (478 amino acids)
Biological process (GO): protein dephosphorylation
Molecular function (GO): magnesium ion binding; manganese ion binding; protein serine/threonine phosphatase activity
Source: RefSeq, a predicted model, not a curated record